CCACCUCACCACCAUUUCCAUGACAUUACCAUUUAAGACUGCAUUCACUUCCCCGUUUUGGCCGUUAGAAGCCGAGAGUUGAGAUAAAUCUUCAUGAACUCACUGCCACUUCAUAAAGCUGUUGGUGUGAGCGUGUCAAGAUGUUUGUUUGAUUUCUAGGCAUGAUGCUGUAUUCGAACUCCUCCAACAUGUCAGUGGAUUCGGGGACGUCGAAGCCGGAGCUGGGACCGCAGGAGUACCGCCUGGCCUCCGUCAUCUUUUACAGUUUCGUCUUCAUCGUGGGAGUCGUUGUCAACCUCACUGCUUUAUGGGUGUUCGCCCUGACCACCAAGAAGAGGAACUCGGUCACGGUCUACAUGAUCAACGUGGCGGUGGUGGACCUCGCCUACAUCCUGCUGCUCCCCUUCCGGAUGGUUUACUACCACCAGGACUACUGGCCCUUCGGGGACCUGUUCUGCCGGGUCAGCGCGGCCCUCACCAUCUUCUACCCCUGCAUGGCGCUGUGGCUGUUCGCCCUCAUCAGCUCCGACCGCUACAUGGCCAUCGUCCAGCCCAAGCACGGCAAGGAGCUGCGGAACGUCCCCAAGGCGGUGGUGGGCAGCGUGGGCGUGUGGCUCAUGACUCUGGGCAGCACCGUCCCGCUGCUCUUCUCCCAGGACGACCCCGACCGCGUCUCCGGCUUCACCACCUGCAUCAAGAUGCAGGACAUCAUCUACAUGCGCCACGACAACCCCGUCAACUUCGUGCGGCUCAUCUUCUUCUUCCUGGUCCCCAUAUGCAUCAUGAUCGGCUGCUACAUCGUGAUCGUGGACAACCUGAUCCACGGCCGCACCUCGAAGCUCAAACCCAAAGUGAAGCAGAAGUCCAUCCGGAUCAUCGUCACCCUCAUCGUCCAGGUGCUGGUGUGCUUCGUGCCUUUUCACGUGAGUUUGGUGCUGCGUCUGGUGGGAAGCAGCGAGGACGAGGGCUUCAGCACCUGGGCGGUCUUCACCACCUUCCUGAUGAACCUGAGCACCGUGCUGGACAUCAUCCUCUACUACAUCGUCUCCAAGCAGUUCCAGGACCGGGUGAUCAGCGUGAUCCUGUACCGGAACUACCUGCGCAGCGUCCGGAGGAAGAGCAGGCGCACCAACACGGGCAGCAUCCGAUCGAUGAGCAACCUGACCAGCGCGAUGAUCUGAAGCUCCUCUCGCCGACGCAGCGUGCUUCUUCGCGCUUCCGCCGCAGCCUCACACCGAACGCAUCGCCGUGCGCCUGCUUCAUUAUCAGAAGGAUCAAAACUCGCAAUUAAUUUUCGAGGUGUAAUUUACACUCACAGUAUGGGAGUGCUGCUGUUGUGGCAAAAACAUCUGUGUUCGGAGCUGAUUGACUCACCCAGGAGACUGGAGAUGUUUUCGGAGCGUCUUCACUGUGGCAGACGAAGCAGGAGUGUGUGUGGCUCAGGUGUAACGCAGGAAGGCGAGAAUAAAGCUAAUCGUCAUUUAAUAGGUGACCCACGGUGUCCCGGCUCUGGAUCUGUUGUGAUUAAAAACACUGAAACUCUUCUUAAACUGCCCACUAUGUCAGCCGAAGACCAGAAGAGGCCGACAGCCUCCGCAGGAGGGACGCCGACAGGAAGUGAUUCUGUUUCUUGUUUCCUCUCUGGCCGAGCGGUGUGACUGUAGCUCUGCAGCAGCAGCUCGGCUUACAGGGGUGGAAGUGGGCAGCUGUCUGCUGUCAUGUGACUGAAUAAAGCCUGGCUUGCUUGUGUGGUUUCAGAUUCGUCCAGAUUGCAGGGCGGCUUCCUGUGUGGUGUUUGCAUGUUCUUCAUGAGCAUGUGCAGAGUUUCUUGUUUCCUCCCGCAGUGCAGAAACAGUCCUGGAGACCUGCUCAGACCUUCCCCACCUCCAGUCCAGAAACACGUGUUUCGGGUUACACUGCGACCCUCGGAGUGUGUUUGACCGCCUUGCCUUGUGACUGAGCAGCUCGGAGCGUCCCCCGCCUUCGUCCACAGUCAGCUGUGUCUUCCGUGAUGUGAGCAGGACAGAGGAGGGAUCGAUGAGGACCGAAAGCUUCCUGUGGAACUGCUGUAAAAUCAUCGACCAGUUGAUGGCAGCAUGGCACAGCUAGAUCCUAUCUGCCCAGCAGAGCCUCAACAUCAUGCUUUCUCCACUUCUGCAGAGAGGAUUGUAGUAAAUAUUUCCUCCUUAACUUUAAAAAAAAAAUACAUCUCAAACCAUUUAUGUUAUUUUAUGUGAUUUAUUACAAUUUGCUCUACAACUGCAAACAUUCCUUUUCGUUCCCGCCGUGAAAUAAUUCUUCCUCCUCAUUACAGAGAAGUUGUUAACAACAGUCCGAACGGCUUCCCCAAGCAGGAAUCAGACCAAAGUGUGUUUAUGGUGCAAUGUGAAUAGUAUUGAUUGGAUGUUAAAUGAUUCAGUCGCUUGGAGUGCAUUUACAGUAACCUGCUCAAGAGACGACAGCCAGGCUAUUUACUAGAUUUAAAGCAACCUUAACCUUAAGAGAGAAAACCUUCUUCUGUGCAGAGAUGCUCUGGUGUCAGGUCUGCUGUGAGUGUGUGUGUGUGUGUGUGUGUGUGUGUGCUCUUUAUUCCCUAAAUGAUUGGCAAGUAGUGAUUGUGUGACAGUCCUGUGCUGUUAGAGUGUGAUGGUUUUGAUAAGAGUCCUGCACACACACACACACUCACACACACACGUCACCCGAGCCACGGAUUGAUCCGGCGUUGCCAAUAGUUAAAAUAAUUGAAUUACUGAGCCUGUCGCGAGCGGCAGAGUUUAAACUGCAUCAGACAGUAAGUCAGUGCGGAGGGGUAACUACGCAGCGCCUCCUUCAAUUAGACCGUCAGGGCACCCUGCGGUGCAGCCACAUGUACCAGAGCCGUGAUCAUAUGGCUGAUCAAUGGCAAACACAGCUAAAUAAACCGCAUUCAGAUUCCUUUAAAAAAGGAUUCAGACUGUGGUACGGCUUCCCUGCCUCCUCCCAGCAUGCAGUGGACACCCUUCUGUGUCUUAAAGACGGAUUUAACUGAGUUCAUCCUCACUGAGGUACGGCGGGGAGAAGACGCGGCGGGCCGGGAGCCCAUAUGGCGCCUGGUUGAUUUGUUCAGCGCUCACCAGAGGAGAAGUGAGCGGCGUCUGCAUAAUAGACACACGGCGAGGUAAAUAAGACCGGGCAGGCUACAAGAAAUCCAUCUGAGGUGGAAUUCUGGGAACUGCAGUCCAUCAUUUGUUGAUAGGUUUAUUGGCCGGUGGGCUACAAGUGGAUUUAUAACCACGAGGUCAAGGGUCAAAUGAAACAUCAGAGGGUCGUCUAUCUGUCCCACCUGUUAGACAUCAAAGAAAAACCAGCUACACUGCUCACAGCAACUGGCAUUUAAAACAAUUAAGUUUCCUGUCAAGUCCCUGUGAUGAAUUAUCCGGAAGCUUUACCCGCCGUAAUUCUAAAUCUUCCCAACAAGUGCCUUUGUUGUAGAGAAAUUAAUGAAAACAAGAUUGUCUUUCAUAGGAGCUGAUCUAACAGCGCGACAGCCAGCUGCUCUUCUUUGGGAAUAAAAACAGUCAGCAUUAAACACAGCUCGCGCAAAAUACUUUUUUUUUUUUUUUCCACCACUCGUGUGGAAAACAAAUCAGGCGGCGGGCGCAGUGGCCAUCUGUUUUGUUAUUUGAUAUGUGUGAAUACAUGUUGUAAUGACUUUGUUUGUGAAUCACUCUGCGCGGCAGAACACACGAGAGCUCUCGAAGUGCUGGAGUGUUCAAAGCUAAUCAUAUAAUUGGACACAAUAGUCGAUGACAAAUGGAGACGCUUGGAGCCAGCCAGCUGGGGAAGUGAAUAUGUAAUCAUUGUAAAAUCAUAUCAUUUUUGCAUAUUUGAAGACAGCUUAAUAGAGUUUGCGUGUCAGCACACCAUCAAAUGAUGAUCAGAGACAGUCGGGCUGUAUUUGUUUUCCAAAUCAUGCAUUGUUGGAUAUUUAUCUCGAGCGUGAUUAAAAGUAUUCU
This is a messenger RNA of Salarias fasciatus (jewelled blenny), 3995 nucleotides long. RefSeq names its product G protein-coupled receptor 18 (gene gpr18). NCBI's taxonomy places the organism in Eukaryota, Metazoa, Chordata, Actinopteri, Blenniiformes, Blenniidae. Gene Ontology annotation, biological process: phospholipase C-activating G protein-coupled receptor signaling pathway; positive regulation of Rho protein signal transduction. Gene Ontology annotation, molecular function: G protein-coupled receptor activity. Bases 162 to 1181 code for a protein of 339 amino acids. Gene Ontology annotation, cellular component: plasma membrane. The transcript is spliced from 2 exons. The record is from RefSeq and is a predicted model, not a curated record.